AUGCCUCAGCCUAGGAACCAAAAGGAAGUGCGCCGCUUUCUCGGUUGCACAGGCUUCUUCAGGAAGCAUAUCAAACAAUAUUCAAAUAUUGCAGCACCACUUACGAGCUUGACACGUAAGGACACCAAGUUUAUCUGGGGUCAGCUGAAGGAAAUUGCUUUCCAGAGCUUGAAGACGGCACUUAUCUCAGCCCCAGUUCUUAGUAAGCCCGAUUUUGACAGGUCCUUUGAGAUCCACACCGAUGCGUCGGGUGUUGCAAUCGGCGCUUGCUUAAUGCAAACAUGUCCAGACCAGUUGAGUCGUGCAGUGGCUGCAACAGAAACAAAUCGUGAUCCAGACGAUGCGCGUCGUCACCAACUUGAGGAUCCCUGUGGAAAGAUCGAAUAUUUAGAGGAACGGAAUUUGCCGCGUCGUCGCCUUCCUCUAACUCUUGAAGAGUUUGAGCUUCGAGAUGGAGUUUUAUACCAUGUUCGUCACCUCCCAGAUCGAGUACUCCAUCAGUUAGUAGUGCCAAAGAUACUUAGGGGUUCUGCCAUGCAUUUAGCUCAUUCAAGUGCAACAGCAGGUCACCCUGGGGUUUACAGGACAUAUUGUAAGCUCAGGGAUUACUUUUACUUCCCUAACAUGUUGGCUGCCGUCAAAGAAUAUGUUGGUACAUGUCGAUCUUGCCAAAAACGUAAGGGUAUGGCUUAUCGUGCUCCUCUUGCUGCUGCACCACAGGCCAGUUACCCACUGGAAAGGGUAUCUGCAGACCUAAUGGAACUGGAAGUGACCUCCCAAGGCAAUAGAUAUGUAUUGGCUUUCAUAGACCAACUCACCCGAUGCAUUCAGUUGAUACCUCUGCCAUCCAAGGAUGCAGAGACUGUGGCUGAUGCUUUUAUUAAUCAGUUCGUGACUGUGUUUGGGCCACCUCGUUUAUUGCAAACAGACAAUAGCCGAGAACUUUAA
Molecule: messenger RNA, 948 nt
Organism: Penaeus vannamei (Pacific white shrimp)
Lineage: Eukaryota; Metazoa; Arthropoda; Malacostraca; Decapoda; Penaeidae
Source: RefSeq, a predicted model, not a curated record